AUGAAUUCCUCACAGCAAGCUAAAAGCUAAUGAUAGCUAGCUGAAGAUUGUCCAACCUAGUAGCUAGCUCUCGUGGGAAAUAUAAGAAUCGUUAGUUUCUGUGAAAUUCGUUUGUUUUAAAACGUGUAAGCUAUAAACGUGUAAAUAGGUUUUUCUUUUCCAACUCAAUAAGAUGUCAACUCCAGCAAGACGGCGUUUAAUGAGAGAUUUUAAGCGGCUUCAGGAGGACCCUCCUGCCGGAGUUAGUGGAGCCCCGUCAGAAAAUAAUAUCAUGGUAUGGAAUGCCGUCAUUUUUGGACCCGAGGGAACACCCUUUGAAGAUGGAACCUUCAAACUCACAAUAGAAUUUACAGAGGAAUACCCUAAUAAGCCUCCAACAGUGCGUUUUGUCUCAAAAAUGUUUCAUCCAAACGUCUAUGCAGAUGGUAGUAUAUGCCUUGACAUUCUUCAGAACCGCUGGAGUCCAACUUACGAUGUUUCUUCAAUCCUAACUUCAAUACAGUCUUUACUAGAUGAGCCAAAUCCCAACAGUCCUGCCAACAGCCAGGCAGCUCAGCUAUACCAGGAGAACAAGCGGGAAUACGAGAAGCGGGUGUCCGCAAUUGUGGAACAGAGUUGGCGCGAUUGUUGACGUGCUACCAUUCAUAAAGAAUGAACAAUAUCCAGCCUAAAAACAAGAAAACACAGAAGUAUCUCAUAAAGGAAAUGAAAUACAGAUCACCAUAGUAUGAAUCUGUCUCUGCAACAUUUUUGUCUGUCGUGAGGAUUGUUUACCAUUGUGUUGUUUUCCCUUCAUACAAAAUGCUUCUCCUGGACAAGAACAGAUCUUUAUAAAAAAUGUAAUGUCUUAUUGUACUUGGGUAAGCUAGAUAUUGAUUAACCCAUUUUUAUCUUGGCACAAAUAGGGUAUAUUGUGUUCCAAUCUUGUUUCAAAGACCUAGUGGAUUUAAAGUCUUAUUUCUGAGUCUGGGUUUCACAAAGGUGCUUGCAGUGGCUCAAUGAGUAGAUUCAUUAGUAAACUUACAUUCAGAAGUAACUCAUGACCUUGUGUAGAUUCAGAAAUUCACAAGAGUUUUUCCAUAAGUUUUAAUGUUUUAUAUCUCCUAUAAUAUUUAAUUUCUUGACAGUGUGAUAAACACAUCAUGUACUUUCCCAAACCAAUGUUGAUCUCAAUAACAACCCCUUUACCACAAAACAAUAUUUUUGGCAUUUCAGUAAAUGCUGAUGAAAUCAAUUAUAUUUGCAUUUUGGAUGAAGUGUUUCAAAAUUGGACGCACUUUGAAAUGCAAGUCCUGUAACACUGUUACACUGUGUUUGUGAGAUUGUUGCCUCAACUUGCCUACUCUUAAGAAUUUGUGGUAAUGGUUCUCAUGUACAGAACUUAGAAUGUAUCAAAGCAUGGUGUGUACUGUUAACACUCAUGGUUUACAUCCCCAACUACUUAAGUUAUAUUUACACAUUUGGAUUUAUCCAUAUCUAAUUACUAAUCAUACCACGUCUUUACGAUUAGUGUAAAAUGUGCCGUAGUAACCCUUGUAACUGUAUAUUUUCUUAUUGUAAAUAAAAGAACCAUACAUUCA
Esox lucius (northern pike) is the source of this 1580-nucleotide messenger RNA. RefSeq names its product ubiquitin-conjugating enzyme E2A (RAD6 homolog). The record is from RefSeq and is a predicted model, not a curated record. NCBI's taxonomy places the organism in Eukaryota, Metazoa, Chordata, Actinopteri, Esociformes, Esocidae. Gene Ontology annotation, molecular function: ubiquitin conjugating enzyme activity. The transcript is spliced from 6 exons. Bases 173 to 631 code for a protein of 152 amino acids. Gene Ontology annotation, biological process: DNA repair; protein polyubiquitination; proteasome-mediated ubiquitin-dependent protein catabolic process. Gene Ontology annotation, cellular component: HULC complex.